AGAACCACACUUCUCAAAUUGUAUCUGGCAGCAUGGUUUCCCGAAAUUUUGGAACAAGAAGAUUCAUCUGCAUAAAGGGUAAGAGAUACAAUAGUCGAUUUUAGUUCAAAAGGCUAAAUGAUGGAAUUUUUAACUGAACAGUUCUAAUCCAAAGAACAGGAAUCUCUUAUCAUCUCUCUUGCUUUCCACCUAUGAAAGCCAUGAAAAAUACAUAAACUUCUGUGGGUUCCCUUCCCAGUUCAGUCAGCCAGUAUCAACAAUGAACAUUAACUAUAAUCUUAACUGCACCUUUAAUGACAAACUAGAUUCAAAAUUAUUUCCUUUUUUCUACAGCAUCCUGAUGAUUAUCAGCAUUCCUGCUAAUCUUUUAUCACUUUACAUUUCCUACUGUCAAAUCCAGAAAAAAAAUGAGCUGGGCAUCUAUCUCUUCUGUUUAUCAUUAGCUGACCUAUUAUACACAAUGACGCUACCAUUAUGGAUUUAUUAUGCUCAGAAUGGGGAUGACUGGACCUUUUCCCUACAGCUUUGCAGGCUAUCUGCUUUUCUUCAAUAUCUAAAUUAUUACACCAGCUCAGGAUUUCUUACUUGCAUCUCCCUGGAUAGGUAUUUAGCCAUAGUUCAUCCUUUCAGGUUCCAGUCUCUGCGAUCAAGAAAAUAUGCCUUGCUGAUGUCCUUUUUAGUUUGGGCUUUUGAAAUCAUGUCAAACAUUCAGAUUUUAUAUAGAACUGACUUCUACUAUGAAGUUGCAAAUACAACCAGGCAUAUUUCAUGCUAUGACACAUAUCCUCUACAACAAUGGCAAGCUUACUUCAAUUAUUAUCGCAUCUGUGUGGGAUAUUCAUUCCCAUUAGCUAUCAUGAUCUUCUGUUACCUCAAAAUAUAUCAGGCUGUAAAGCAUAAUCAAGCAACUCAAGACUGUGACAAGAAGAAAAUCAAUCAUUUAUUACUAGGCAUCAUCAUAACGUUUUUUCUUUGCUUUACUCCAUAUCACAUCAUCCUACUUCUACGCAGUAUCUUGGAGCCACAAAACUGUGAUUUUACUUCAUCUCUAUUUGUACCUUAUAGAAUUACAACAGCCUUGACUAGCAUAAAUUGUAUAGCUGACCCAAUUCUUUAUUGUUUUGUGAAUGAAACUGGAAGAGCAGAUAUCUGGAACAUAUUCAAAUGUGGUUUUUUCAUCAACCGGACAGCAGAGCAAUCCAGUGUUUCACAAAACAGAAUCUGCAGGAUUCAUAUAGCCCAAGAGCAAGUGGCUUGCGGUCUUCCAAGUGUUGCUGAACUACACUGGGAGAUAUGAUUCACCCACAUAUGGAAUGUUGAGCGGUUUCUGUCCUCGAUAUAUCUUUAAUGCCGCAUUCUGCCAAAAUAAAAUGCGAGGAAAGUUUUGUUUGUCCUGACAUCAACCAAGAGCCAGAUCCAUCUUCAGCUCAACACAAGGGCUGUUAAUGAGGAUUUGCAGCACAUUUUUAAAUUAUUGAGUUCUCCCGAAUUUUUUUUUCCUUUUCUGUUUUUCUCUCAGGAAGAAGGAAUCUAAAUCCGAAGAAAGACCCAUUUUAUCACCCAUUGCAAAUUUGUUAAAAACCAUUGCAGAAAUUGUACACUCAGCCUAUAUCUUUGGAAUGGACUUAUGGUUUGCAUUUUUUUAUGCUGUGAAAGUAAAGUAUUUGGCUUUCAGAAAGGCUGGUUGUGUAAAAUAAUUAUGGAAUUAAAUUGAAAGAUAUUACAAUUUUCAACUAUUUUGAGGCAUAAUCAGCUUUUCUAACCAGGGGACCA
Molecule: messenger RNA, 1773 nt
Organism: Pseudonaja textilis
Lineage: Eukaryota; Metazoa; Chordata; Lepidosauria; Squamata; Elapidae
Source: RefSeq, a predicted model, not a curated record